Molecule: messenger RNA, 2602 nt
Organism: Pyrus x bretschneideri (Chinese white pear)
Lineage: Eukaryota; Viridiplantae; Streptophyta; Magnoliopsida; Rosales; Rosaceae
Product: pentatricopeptide repeat-containing protein At1g03560, mitochondrial
Molecular function (GO): protein binding
Source: RefSeq, a predicted model, not a curated record
UGUGUCACAUGAGUAGACUUAACAGAAUAAAUAGAAACAAACUAAAGUGGAGUGAAUAUUGAGUUUCAAGGGCAAAGCGAGAUCGAAAUCGAGUUCCAGGAACAAAGUGGAGACUUUUGAGUUUUAGGGGACAAAUUGAGAUCAAAAUCAAGAAUUACACAGAGCAAAGUAGCGACUUUUAAGUUUUAUGAGGCAAAGUGGGAUCGAAAAGCUAAAAAUAAGCCUAUAUUAGUUUGUAAACAACCAGAAACAAAGCCCAGCACGCGGUAACUGGGCUUAUGAAUACCUGAAGGUUGAAAAAUAAAAGGAAGUAAAAAGCCCAAAUAAAUAUCUGUAAGCAACCAACCCAAAAUAAAAAAUAAAAAGAAGAAAAAUGCACUGCACUGCUACAAAUGUAAAAAGGUCCCACCGAGAUUUGAACUCGGGUUACUGGAUUCAGAGUCCAAUGUCCUAACCACUAGACCAUGGGACCGUUGCCAGUAUAAUCUUUGAGCUGGAUAUUAAUAUACACUCCGACUUCAAGCUUCACCAUUCACCGUUUCAGGCUUUCAGCUCCACUCGCUAAGCACACAGGCGAACAGAACACCGAAAACCAUGACGAGAAGAACCCUGCUGAGACCUCCCCUUUCUCUCUCAGCAGCCCGUAUUCUUCCCGCAAGACCUCCCCGUCCGUACAAAAAUGGCGGGUCUUCAUCAGAAGCUUCGAAUUCUUACUCGGCGUCAAGUUUCAGCACAAAUCCCAGGUGGGUUUUCACCAACUCUCUCCCUCCUCCGGAAUGGGUAGAACCUUUCAAUGACGUCACUGACGUAGUAUCAAACACACAAAACUUCGAACCAUCUCGGUUGGUCGCUCAAAUUCUCAAUCUUUUAGAUGGGUCUCCAACGAUGGAGGCCAAUUUAGACUCUUACUAUCGCACAUUCUUGAUCAAAUUGUCUCCUAAUUUUGUUUCGUAUGUAUUGAAAUCUGUUGAGCUUCGUGGGAAAACUGCAUUGCGGUUCUUUGGUUGGGCUGGUAGGUAGAGGAAAUAUCAUCAGAAGCUUGAAUGCUAUGAGUCUUUGAUUGAACUUGAUUUGGACCGCAUUCGAUGCGUUCUUGUUAAGCUUAAAGAAAUGAACUUUUUGAUGACUUCUCGGGCAGCGAAAUCUUUGAUUAAAAGCUUUGGAUGUCUUGGGAUGGUUGAUGAGCUGUUGUGGGUUUGGCGUAGAAUGAAGAAGAUUGGGAUUGAGCCUAGUUUGUAUGCUUAUAACUUUCUAUUGAAUGGUUUGGUGAAUUCGAUGUUUAUUGAAUCAGCUGACGGGAAAAUUGCACCGGACAUUAUGAUUUAUAAUACAAUGAUCAAAGGGUAUUGUAAGGGAGGGAAAACCCAGAAAGCAAUGGAGAAGUUUAUAGCUAUGGAGGGGAGGAAUGUGGAACCUGAUAAGAUUACUUAUAUGACUUCAAUACAGGGGUGUUAUUCAGAAGGAGAUGUUGAUUCGUGUUUGGGUCUUUACCAAGAAAUGGACGAGAAAGGACUUGAAAUUCCGUCUCAUGCAUAUAGUUUAGUGAUCAACGUUUGCAGAGGAGGGAAAUGUGAGGAAGCAUAUGCUGUUUUUGAAGAUAUGACGAAGGGAUGUAAAACCAAUGUGGCAAACUAUACAGCAUUGAUUGAUUCGUAUGCGAAAUGUGGGAGCAUUGAAGAGGCAAUGAAACUUUUUGAGAGCAUAAAAAAUGAGGGACUUGAACCAGAUGAGGUCACUUACGGGGUUAUUGUCAAUGGAUUGUGUAAGAGUGGGAGGGUGGAGGAAGCAAUGGAGUACUUUGAGUUUGUGAAGGCAGAGGGACGCAUUAACGCUAUGUUUUAUCCUAGUCUAAUCGACGGUCUUGGAAAGGCAGGGAGGCUUGAUGAGGCUGAAAGGCUCUUUGAUAAGAUGGUGGUGAAGGGAUGUCCACAUGAUUCAUAUUGCUAUAAUGCCCAUUAUGCCCUUAUCGACGCCCUAGCUAAAUGUGGAAAAACUGAUGAAGCAUUGGCACUCUUUAAGAAAAUGGAAGAGGAAGGUUGUGAUCAGAUGGUUUAUACAUACCCAAUACUCAUCAGCGGACAUUUUAGGCACAGAAAUGAAGAGGCAUUGAAGCCCUGGCACACGAUGAUUGAUAAGAGCAUCACACCGAAUGUUGCUUCCUUCAGGGCCCUCUCUAUUUGGGUUUGUCUCUCAGGCAAGGUAGCCAGAGCCUGCAAGAUUUUGGAUGAGCUAGCGCCAAUGGGUGUAAUUCCUGAGACAGCUUUUGAAGAUAUGAUCAAUGUGUUAUCCAAAGCUGGUCGUGUCAAGGAAGCUUGCAACUUGGCCGAUGGAAUUGUGGACACAGGUAGGGAAAUACCAGGACGAAUCCGAACUGUUCUAAUCAAUGCCUUGAGGAAAGCUGGCAAUGCAGAUUUAGCUAUGAAGUUGAUGCAUAGUAAGAUAGGUAUUGGGUAUGACCGAAUGGGUAGCCUCAAAAGGCGAGUGGAGUUCCGAAUUCUCUUUUACAGUUUAAGUCUUAAUAAAUCUGUAUUUCUAAGAAACUUUGUUUAGCUAAUUCAAAGAUGGCACCAGAUUUCGCUUACCAUCAAAAGAUGUAGAAUUG